AUGGAGCAGUAUGGCCCUGCGGCCAUUUACCUGCGAAAACCAGAAAAGGAGCGGAUUGAGGCUCAGACUGCUCCAUUUGAUGCCAAAACGGCCUUCUUCGUGGCUGAUCCUGACACCAUGUAUUCCAAGGGUAAACUCAUCAAAAGAGAGGGUGGCAAAGCCACAGUUGAGACACUGGCAUUGGAAGGAAAGGAAUCAAAAACCCUCACUGUAAAAGAGGACGACAUCCAUCCCAUGAACCCUCCAAAGUUCGAUAAGAUGGAGGACAUGGCCAUGAUGACCCACCUCAACGAGCCAUCUGUGUUGUUUAACCUUAAAGAGCGUUUUGCAUCAUGGAUGAUCUACACCUACUCUGGCCUGUUCUGCGUUGUCGUGAACCCCUACAAGUGGCUUCCUGUGUACGAUGCUCAGGUUGUGGGAGCAUACAGAGGCAAGAAGAGGAUUGAGGCUCCACCCCACAUCUUCUCCAUCUCUGACAAUGCCUAUCAGUUCAUGCUCACAGACCGUGAGAACCAGUCUAUCCUUAUCACUGGAGAAUCUGGUGCAGGAAAGACUGUCAACACCAAGCGUGUCAUCCAGUACUUUGCAACAAUUGCAGUGGCUGGAGCUAAGAAGGCAGAUAGUGGCAAAAUGCAGGGUUCACUGGAAGAUCAAAUCAUUGCAGCCAACCCUCUGCUGGAGGCCUAUGGUAAUGCCAAGACUGUGAGGAAUGACAACUCCUCUCGUUUUGGUAAAUUCAUCAGAAUCCACUUUGGCUCCAGUGGCAAGCUGGCCUCAGCUGAUAUUGAAACUUAUCUGCUGGAGAAGUCCCGUGUCACCUUCCAGUUGUCUGCUGAGAGGAGCUACCAUAUCUUCUAUCAGCUGAUGACUGGCCACAAGCCUGAGAUUCUGGAGGCUCUUCUGAUCACAACCAACCCCUAUGACUAUCCAAUGAUCAGUCAGGGUGAAAUCACUGUCAAAAGCAUCAAUGAUGUGGAGGAGUUCAUUGCAACAGAUACCGCUGUUGACAUCUUGGGCUUCACUGCUGAGGAGAAGAUUGCCAUUUACAAGCUGACUGGAGCUGUGAUGCAUCAUGGCAACAUGAAAUUCAAGCAGAAGCAGCGUGAGGAGCAGGCUGAACCUGAUGGCACUGAGGUGGCCGAUAAAAUUGCCUACCUCAUGGGCCUGAACUCAGCCGAUAUGCUGAAAGCUCUGUGCUACCCAAGAGUCAAGGUCGGAAACGAGAUGGUGACCAAAGGUCAGACCGUGCCACAGGUCAACAAUGCUGUCAGUGCUCUGUGCAAGUCCGUCUAUGAGAAAAUGUUCUUGUGGAUGGUCGUCCGAAUCAAUGAGAUGCUGGACACAAAGCAGCCAAGACAGUUCUUCAUUGGAGUGUUGGAUAUCGCUGGAUUUGAGAUCUUUGAUUUCAACAGCUUGGAGCAACUCUGUAUCAACUUCACCAAUGAGAAACUGCAACAGUUCUUCAACCAUCACAUGUUUGUCCUGGAGCAAGAGGAGUACAAGAAGGAAGGCAUUGAGUGGGAGUUCAUUGACUUUGGUAUGGACUUGGCUGCCUGCAUUGAGCUUAUUGAGAAGCCAAUGGGCAUCUUCUCCAUCCUUGAAGAGGAGUGCAUGUUCCCCAAGGCUACAGACACUUCUUUCAAGAACAAGCUGCAUGAUCAGCAUCUUGGCAAGACCAAGGCAUUUGAGAAGCCAAAGCCUGGAAAGGGCAAGGCUGAAGCUCACUUCUCCCUGGUUCACUAUGCUGGUACAGUGGACUACAAUAUCACUGGCUGGCUGGACAAGAACAAGGACCCCCUGAAUGACUCAGUUGUUCAGCUCUACCAGAAAGCUUCAAACAAACUGCUGUCAAUGUUGUAUGCAACUCAUGCUUCAUCUGAGGAGUCUGGUGGCGGUGGCGGUGGCAAGAAGGGUGGUGGAAAGAAGAAGGGUGGUUCCUUCCAGACUGUGUCUGCCCUUUUUAGAGAGAACUUGGGCAAGCUGAUGACCAACUUGAGGAGUACUCAUCCUCAUUUUGUGCGCUGCUUGAUUCCUAAUGAAUCAAAGACCCCAGGCCUUAUGGAGAACCACUUGGUCAUCCACCAGCUGAGGUGUAACGGUGUGCUGGAGGGCAUCAGAAUCUGCAGAAAGGGCUUCCCCAGCAGAAUCCUCUACGGUGACUUUAAGCAGAGAUACAAAGUAUUGAAUGCUAGUGUCAUCCCCGAGGGACAGUUCAUUGACAACAAGAAAGCUUCAGAGAAGCUGCUGGGCUCUAUUGAUGUGGACCACACUCAGUACAAGUUUGGACACACAAAGGUGUUCUUCAAAGCUGGUCUGCUGGGUACCCUGGAGGAGAUGAGAGAUGACAAACUGGCUGCAUUGGUGACCAUGACUCAGGCACUCUGCAGAGGUUUCCUCAUGAGGAAAGAGUUUGUUAAGAUGAUGGAGCGAAGGUAUGAUUGUCAUGCAGCAUACUAAAUCAACUCUCAAA
Messenger RNA from Epinephelus fuscoguttatus (brown-marbled grouper), 2470 nucleotides. RefSeq names its product myosin heavy chain, fast skeletal muscle-like. Gene Ontology annotation, cellular component: myosin complex; cytoplasm; vesicle. The transcript has 19 exons. NCBI's taxonomy places the organism in Eukaryota, Metazoa, Chordata, Actinopteri, Perciformes, Serranidae. Gene Ontology annotation, biological process: actin filament organization; vesicle transport along actin filament. Bases 1 to 2457 code for a protein of 818 amino acids. Gene Ontology annotation, molecular function: microfilament motor activity; ATP binding; actin filament binding. The record is from RefSeq and is a predicted model, not a curated record.